AUCACAGCCGACAAGCAGCAGUCAAGAUGUCGGCUCCGUCAGUCACUACCGCCACCGCCACCGCCACAGCCACAGCCACCGUGCAAAGCGCUCCGGCUCCGGCUCCGGCUCCGGCCACGAAUCGACACGACAGAACGAAGAAAGAGCAGGUCUCAUCUGACAGCCAGAGCGAUUGUUCCAACGAUUUCUUUUGGGCAUACACCGAGGAACCACACAAGACGAGAAGACAGGCAAUCAUCAAGGCACACCCAGAGGUCCUGAAGCUUUGCGGCCCCGAGCCAUUGACAAUUCCUCUUGUUCUCGCAGUCGUGGGACUUCAAAUUGCCUGCGCUUGUGCCUUGAGGAACACUCCACUAUUCUCUUGGCCUUUCUUUCUUACAGCCUAUGUCGUGGGGGCAACAGCAAACCAGAACCUUUUCCUUGCGAUCCACGAGAUAUCACACAAUCUGGCUUUCAAGUCGCCACUGGCCAACCGACUCUUCGCCGUAGUUGCCAACCUUCCCAUCGGAAUCCCGUAUUCUGCCUCCUUCCGACCGUAUCACUUGACCCACCACAAGAGCUUGGGAGUGGAUGGUUUGGACACAGAUCUACCUACAGCGCUCGAGGCAUGGUUUUUGGAUUCGGUUGCUGGGAAGGCCUUUUUCGCCACCUUCCAGAUCCUGUUCUACGCUCUGCGCCCAAUGAUGGUCUAUAAACUACCAUUGACCAAGAUUCACGCGUUCAAUGUUGCUGCACAGCUCCUUUUCGACUACUUGAUUGUCCAAUACUUUGGCGGCAAGGCGUUGGGAUACUUCAUCAUGAGCUCUUUCCUGGCGGGGUCACUACAUCCUUGCGCGGGACACUUCAUUGCUGAGCACUACGUGUUCUCGCAGCACAGCCGGAAUCUCGAGGCCAAGUCAUCGGAGGCUGCUAAGCAUGCUCCUCCACCUGAGACGUACUCAUAUUAUGGUAUUCUCAACGUGGUCACCUAUAACGUUGGCCUGCACAACGAACACCACGACUUCCCUGCAAUUCCAUGGACCAGGCUAUGGAAGCUCAACCAGAUUGCGAAUGAGUUCUACAAGGAUUUGCCUUGCCAUUACAGCUGGUCUGGUGUCAUCUGGCAGUUCAUCAUGGACAAAGAGGUCGGUUUGUGGUGUCGAGUCAAGCGUAGAGAAGGAGGUCGAAUGGUCGGCGCAAAUGGCAGCACAAAGAAUGAUAGCCAUGAACAGCCAGUCAGCCUAGUGGCUAGAUGA
Pseudocercospora fijiensis CIRAD86 is the source of this 1235-nucleotide messenger RNA. RefSeq lists its product as uncharacterized. Gene Ontology annotation, molecular function: sphingolipid delta-4 desaturase activity. Gene Ontology annotation, cellular component: membrane. Bases 27 to 1235 code for a protein of 402 amino acids. NCBI's taxonomy places the organism in Eukaryota, Fungi, Ascomycota, Dothideomycetes, Mycosphaerellales, Mycosphaerellaceae. The record is from RefSeq and is a predicted model, not a curated record. The transcript has a single exon. Gene Ontology annotation, biological process: ceramide biosynthetic process.